Messenger RNA from Humulus lupulus (European hop), 654 nucleotides. RefSeq lists its product as uncharacterized. Lineage: Eukaryota; Viridiplantae; Streptophyta; Magnoliopsida; Rosales; Cannabaceae. Bases 1 to 654 code for a protein of 217 amino acids. The transcript has 2 exons. The record is from RefSeq and is a predicted model, not a curated record.
AUGUUGGGACCUUCAACAAGUGGUUUUGGUUGGAAUGAGGAACUAAAGUGUGUUGUUGCUGAAAAAAGUGUGUUUGAUGAAUGGAUUAAAAGCCAUCCGAAUGCAAAAGGCUUAAGGAAUAGACCAUUUCCUCAUUAUGAAGACUUAGUUACUGUAUUUGGGAAGGAUUGUGCAAAUGGGCAAGGAGCUAUGGGAUUUUUUGAAACGGUUGAUGAAAUUGAUAAAGAGAUAGACAAUGUUGCAAAUUAUGAGUUUGAUCAUUUAUCUCCAAUAGAUGAUCUUAUUGGUAAUGCAACCAAUAGUCAUACAAACACGGCGAGAACUUCAGCACAUUCAAGUAAGAAAAGUAGAAAGAGAUCUAGGAAUGAAGAUCCAUUGGUUGAGUUAUUGACUGACACAGUGAAAAAAUUUGGUGACAUACAAGCUGUUGUUGGUGAUAGUAUUCGAAGAAUUGCUGAUUGUUUCCAGUUUGAGACAAAAGGUGCUACCAGAAGGAUGAAAGUAUUUGAUGAACUGAAGCAAAUUGAUGGGUUGCCAAAUGAACAACGAGUCAAAGCUAGAAAACUUCUUGUUCAAAACCAAGCUUACAUAGAUUUUUUAUUCACAUUGGAUGAUGAAUUCAAGUUGGGAUUCAUACUUGGGCUAUUUGAAUGA